AGAAAGUCUUUGGCUUUAUUAUUUCAAAUUAAAUUAAAAGGAUCACACUACUAAUAAAAGCUUAAAAAAGGAAAAACAAGAUCCCACACACUACUAAAGCUAGGCUUACCAUUUUGUUACAAAAGGGCUCUCUGUUCACACCACUACUACUAUCGAUCAGUCUCUUCUUCCAGUUCCAAUGGCUACUCUUUCUCUUCACUGCUACUACUUCUUCCUGCUCACUCUCCUCCCGGUGAUCUUUGAUCUCCGGCAUCACUUGGCGGUGGCUGAAGGAUGUCAAUCUCCUCCCGUGAUCUUUAACUUUGGAGAUUCAAACUCCGACACGGGUGGACUCACCGCCGGACUCGGCUACUACAUUGGUCUUCCCAACGGUCGCUCGUUUUUCCGGCGAUCCACCGGCCGACUGUCCGAUGGACGUCUCGUCAUCGAUUUCCUCUGCGAGAGUCUGAAUACAAGUCUACUGAACCCAUAUUUAGACUCAUUGGUUGGAUCAAAGUUCCAAAACGGUGCUAAUUUCGCCAUCGUUGGAUCUUCUACUCUUCCCAGAUAUGUUCCUUUCGCACUCAACAUUCAGCUCAUGCAGUUCCAACAUUUCAAAUCCCGAGCACUCGAGCUUGCUUCUACUUCAGAUCCUUUGAAAGAGAUGAUGAUAAGUGAGAGUGGAUUCAGAAACGCUUUGUACAUGAUCGAUAUCGGGCAGAAUGAUAUUGCGGAUUCAUUUUCCAAAGGCCUUUCUUACUCCCGGGUUUCCAAGCUUGUUAUUCCCAACGUUAUUUCCGAGAUCAAAAGUGCCAUAAAGAUAUUGUAUAAUGAAGGAGGGAGAAAAUUUUGGGUUCACAAUACAGGACCUUUAGGUUGUUUGCCUCAGAAACUUUCAAUGGUUCAGAGCAAAGUUUUCGAUAAGUACGGUUGUCUUGCGAGUUAUAACGCCGCUGCAAAACUGUUCAACGAAGGAUUGGAUCAUAUGUGUCGGGAGCUGAGGACAGAGCUGAGAGAGGCCAAUAUUGUCCAUGUUGACAUUUCUGCCAUCAAGUACGAUCUCAUAGCAAACUCCAGCAAUUAUGGCUUUGAAAAACCGUUAAUGGCGUGUUGCGGAUAUGGAGGGCCUCCUUAUAACUACAAUGUGAACAUAACGUGUGGCAACGGUGGCUCUAAAAGUUGCGAAGAAGGGUCUAGGUUUAUAAGCUGGGAUGGAAUACACUACACCGAGACGGCUAACGCCAUUGUAGCCAUGAAAUUAUUGUCCAUGCAAUACUCUACGCCACCAACUCCCUUCCACUUCUUCUGCGACAGGUGACAUCAUUCAUGUUAUGUGCUUGUUUUAUUCAAGUUUGAAAAAAUUUCUUUUUGUUUCGGUUUUGUUUUUUAAGCUGGUAAAUGAAGCCUUUGGCUUUGGUUGGAUUGGUUGCAGAAUAAAGUUGAACUCUCAAAGGUUUCCGAA
Messenger RNA from Capsella rubella, 1441 nucleotides. RefSeq names its product GDSL esterase/lipase At1g09390. Gene Ontology annotation, cellular component: chloroplast stroma. The record is from RefSeq and is a predicted model, not a curated record. Lineage: Eukaryota; Viridiplantae; Streptophyta; Magnoliopsida; Brassicales; Brassicaceae. The transcript has 5 exons. Gene Ontology annotation, molecular function: hydrolase activity, acting on ester bonds. Bases 179 to 1297 code for a protein of 372 amino acids.